Molecule: messenger RNA, 593 nt
Organism: Aspergillus uvarum CBS 121591
Lineage: Eukaryota; Fungi; Ascomycota; Eurotiomycetes; Eurotiales; Aspergillaceae
Exons: 1
Coding region: 169-468 (99 amino acids)
Source: RefSeq, a predicted model, not a curated record
CCAGGCAUCGCGAUAGCGGGCCCCAGUGGACGCCUCCUCGGCCUGUCAUUUUAAGGGGAUUUCCUAAAUUAAAGUGCCCACUGCUUGGUAGACAUAAGGAGACAGCCCACCCCACGGCUUACCUGCGUUGUUUGGUGUGUAUAUGUGCUGUGGUGGGAGUGUAUCUGCAUGUCUGUACGAAGUACAGAGUACUUCGAUCAUAAGGUAUGGGUUGUUCCUAAUCAGGUCGUCGUUGCCUUGCUGGUUGGGAGCACUUAUCGGGUUGGUGUUUGUGUUAUUAUUGUUCUCUGGCUGUCGCUCUUCUGCAGAUUCCCUCUACCUCCCCCCCCAAAGCUAUCUCCCGAUCUUCUUCAUUGGAGCCUUGGUGGAAGUAUGAGAAAGGUCGAUCCAGCGGAGCUACUAACUAUUUUAAAUUACUCAUUGGGGUUCUCAUUGGAGUUCUCAAUGGGGUUCCCUGGUGGGAACUGAUGGAUAUGUAAUCAACAAGCCUAGUGACUAGGUACUUCCCAUGUACCGUGAAAGAGGUAUGCGGUGUUAAAAUACGCGGCGAGAAACGAAGAGAUGGGGAGGCGAAACAUGAGGAACCGCGAGAG